AAAAGUUCCUAAACCCGUAGCCGGAGUGACGACGCAUGGCUGUGAGCGCAGCGAGAGUGAUCGCUGGUGAAUGGGCAUCCGGAAAGCACUCCCGCCUCUUUCCUUCCCCCGCUGCUGCAAUCACGGCUUUCUCUUUCGCCAUAGCUGGUUUGGCCUCCUUCUGCACCGAGGCUGAUGGUGUUCUGAGCUCUCGGGUCAAGAUCUUUGAUCGUGAUCUCAAGCGCAAGCAUAGGGAUAGAGCUGCGUGGUUGAUGGGGGGAAAGAACGAUUUCGUGGACUCUGUAGCGGAAAACCUUCUUGAUCGACUGGAGGAUUGUAAAAAGACAUUUUCUACUGCACUAUGCUUGGGGGGUUCCUCAGAGGCCAUCCGACGCCUCAUACGAGGUCGUGGUGGUAUUGAAAAGCUGAUCAUGAUGGACAUGUCCCUUGACAUGGUUAAGCAUUUGAAGAAUACAGAGCAGAAUUAUGUUAGUAAUAACCUUGAGACAUUAUACAUGGUUGGAGAUGAAGAGUUCCUUCCCAUUAAAGAGAAUUCCUUAGAAUUGGUGGUCAGUUGUCUAGGACUUCAUUGGACAAAUGAUCUUCCUGGAGCCAUGAUACAGUGUCGACUGGCACUAAAGCCUGAUGGUCUAUUUCUUGCAGCUAUACUAGGAGGAGAAACUUUGAAAGAGCUUAGAAUGGCUUGCACUAUUGCUCAGUUGGAACGUGAGGGAGGCAUCAGCCCUCGAAUGUCACCUUUAGCGCAAGUCCGGGAUGCUGGAAAUCUUCUCACAAGAGCAGGUUUCGCUCUUCCUGGGGUUGAUGUUGAUGAAUAUACUGUCAGAUAUGAUAGUGCUUUGGAGCUUAUUGAACAUUUGCGCACAAUGGGUGAGACUAAUGCACUAUUGCAGAGAAGUAAUAUUCUGAAAAGGGACACUGCUCUCGCUACUGCUGCUGUUUAUGAAUCGAUGUUUGCAGCAGAGGAUGGGAAAAUUCCAGCAACUUUUCAGGUUAUAUACAUGACUGGAUGGAAAGAACACCCCUCUCAGCAGAAAUCAAAGUCUAGAGGCUCAGCAACAAUCUCAUUCGAAGAUAUUCAAAACCAUUUUCGUAGCAACGAAGUUAGUUGAGCAGAGCAAUGCUUCUCGUGUGGAUUUUUUUUUUAUUCUUUAAAUAUUAAUUUAAUACAACAAACAACAACAUCAAGCCUUUGACGCACUA
Dendrobium catenatum is the source of this 1200-nucleotide messenger RNA. Its product is annotated as putative methyltransferase At1g22800, mitochondrial. Bases 36 to 1109 code for a protein of 357 amino acids. Lineage: Eukaryota; Viridiplantae; Streptophyta; Magnoliopsida; Asparagales; Orchidaceae. The transcript has 11 exons. The record is from RefSeq and is a predicted model, not a curated record. Gene Ontology annotation, molecular function: S-adenosylmethionine-dependent methyltransferase activity. Gene Ontology annotation, biological process: mitochondrial respiratory chain complex I assembly. Gene Ontology annotation, cellular component: mitochondrion.